This is a messenger RNA of Saccostrea echinata, 1904 nucleotides long. Its product is annotated as cytoplasmic dynein 2 intermediate chain 2-like. The record is from RefSeq and is a predicted model, not a curated record. The transcript is spliced from 13 exons. Bases 43 to 1590 code for a protein of 515 amino acids. Gene Ontology annotation, biological process: intraciliary transport. Gene Ontology annotation, cellular component: cytoplasmic dynein complex; ciliary plasm. Gene Ontology annotation, molecular function: dynein light chain binding; dynein heavy chain binding. NCBI's taxonomy places the organism in Eukaryota, Metazoa, Mollusca, Bivalvia, Ostreida, Ostreidae.
GGUGGCUAACGUAAACAAAAGUUAAAAAUCAUAACCAUAAAUAUGUUUACUGAUAUUACACUCGAAGCAGUAACAUUUAAAUCAAACUGGAAGAAAGAAAGAUCUUUGGCCAGUAGUGGUUGUCAGACCGCAGAUCUUGUGUUUGAAGAAGUGGCGUGCCAAUCAAUUAAAUACAAAACUGUAAAGAUCCAGACUGAAGAUGACAGCGAUAAGUUUACAGGCUUUGCAAAGGAUGAUUCUGGAAGGCUGGCAGAAUUUUUACAGCGAGUUGAACCUGUUAUGCAUAAACAACUUGAAAUGAACUUAAAAAGCCAUGCCUUUGAUGAUUAUGAAGUGACUUGGGAUGAAGGUUCCUCCACAAUGUCAGCCAUCCACAAGCUCUCAAAUGCUGCACAUGAAGGACAGUUUCAGAUCACAGGCUUAUCUUGGAACUCAACAGGGGCAGUUAUUGCUGCUUCCUAUGGGAGAUUUGAUCAUGAAGACUGGUGUACUCACAAAACAUCACUUUGUACAUGGAAUUUAGAACGGCGCAAUCUUGACGAAAACAAACCAGACACAACUCUCGAGGUAUCAAGUUGUCUGAUGUGUACAGCUUUCCACCCCACAAAUCCAGCUUUGAUAGCUGGAGGAACGUAUAAUGGUGUUGUGAUUGUGUGGGACUUGAGUCGGGAUGAUGACAUGGUAUUGACCUCUUCUGGACUUGGUGAUGACUCGCACAGGGAACCAGUUUCUAAGGUCACAUGGGUACCAGACACAUCGUCCCUUAAAAAGAACAAAUACUUGCUUGUCAGUGUCAGCAGUGACGGUAAAAUGCUUGUUUGGAAAAUGGACAGGAAGACAAAGCAGAUAGAACUGCAUAAUGGUUUUGUUUUGAUGAACAUGAAUCUCCCCACACAAUUGCGUAAAUCGCGGAGCAUGCGAAGUGACAAGGAGGUGGGCGUGACCUGUAUCUCAUACAAUGCAGAGAAUAAGGAGAGUUUUGUGAUUGGCUCUGAGCCUGGAGCAGUGUUUAAAUGUUCCAUGUCAGCACAUGGAGAACCAGCAGGAAGUGGCAGUGAAACAUAUCGAAUCAGAGAUGGUAAUAUUAUAUCAUCUGUCCAACUAAGAUCUCCUGUGACUUUCACAUAUGCCUAUCACUAUGGGCCAGUGUAUUCAACAGAGUUCUCUCCCUUCCACAGGAAUGCUUUUCUAACCUGUUCCAUGGACCAGACAUUACGUUUAUAUAACAUGCUUCAGAAACAGCCAAUCAUGACCAUUGAACCAGGAGAGGGUGUGAUUUACUCAGUGAAGUGGUCAUUCAGUCGUCCAGCCAUGUUUGCAGCCACUACAGACACUGGGCUGCUUUUACUGUAUGACCUGACCCAGAAUCAGCCAGUCCCUGUGUAUAAGUUAGAGGCAGGCGGGCAGAUAGGGAACACUAAAGCACCUGUACUUACCUGUCAGUUCAACCCUCAUCAACACAACCUGAUUGCUACAGGGGAUUCCACAGGUUGUAUACAAAUUUUCCGCAUCAGUGAUAAUUUGAAGACGCCUGUGUCACGUGAUUUGGAGGUUUUAAGUGACUUGGUUGAUAUUAAAUCAGAGUCCUAACUUCUGUAAAUUAGUAAACUGUUAUGUAUAGAUCUACAAAUUAACUUAAAGCUAACUUGUCAAUAAAAUCCGUCCAAUUCAAAAAGAUUUAUGUGAUACAUUGUUGUCAUCCUCCUUUAACUGAAUCCUCUAAACCAUAGUAAAUUAUCUGUAUGCACAGGUACAUGUACUAGUAUGUCUGCUUUCCUUAAACUGUAUUCAUUUAUACUUGCUUGAAUCCUCUUAUUGGCUCUUAAUCUUUUGUCCGAACUGUACCAAAUUCUUUUGAACUCUUAUGAAUUUGUCUGUCAACUGUAUAAAUUUCUUGUUGCCUA